AUGUUGUUAGGUUUCCGCACAGCGAGGCAAUCUUUGAGAGCUGGUUCGGGUCUUUGUGUGCAACACAUUACGAGAGGAAUCACAACACAGGACAAAGUAAGCACCGAAACAGAUGACGGGGUUUCUCCAUCACUGAACGCUGACGAUGCUAAAGCUGAGCCUCAUGAUGAGCUAUCACUUCUACGUCAAAGAGAAUAUAAUGAUCAAGUGAAGGAACUUCUGAAAUCAUUUUCAGAAACCACGAUAGACGACAUCCCCGAUUUUCACGACUCUCUAUCUAAAGAACUGGGCGUGAAAGAGCAACAGCUCGACGAAGAGCUCACUUCAUUCCUCAAGCAGUUUUCCCGUUACAACAAGAUAAUCGAGCCCAAGUCUGAACGUGAAGCUACCCAAAAGCUAUCGAACCAAUCGCGUAUCAAGUCAUUUCCUUUCUUGGUACCCUCUCCAAAAGACAAGCCAUACUCCAAGCAAGAAUUGUUCUUGCGUCAGAUGAAACAUGCGGAUAGAACCGCUAAGUUAGGGGCAUCCAUUGAGGGCGUUUACUUCCCACAUAAUGAUAUCUUUUCUCCUCCAACCAGCGAUCAGCUGUCUAUUUCAAAGUUGCUCGCUGCCGGUGUGCAUUUGGGUCAAUCCACUUCUUUGUGGAGACCUAGCACACAACCCUACAUCUAUGGCGAAUACAAGGGCAUACACAUCAUUGAUCUCAACAAAACUCUUUCUCAUUUGAAGAGAGCAGCCACUGUGGUCCAAGGCGUUGCUGAAAGAGGUGGUACCAUUCUAUUCCUAGGUACAAGAGAAGGCCAGAAAAGAGCUUUGCAAGAAGCGGCCAGAAGGACACACGGGUUUUACGUAUCUACUAGAUGGAUUCCAGGGACGUUAACAAAUCCAACAGAAAUCUCUAGUGUGUGGGAGAGACAUGAGGUAGACUUUGCCGACCAGCCGACCAACAGACCUCUGAACGCUGACGAGGAAGCUGCAAUUGUCAAGCCAGAUUUGUUGAUCAUUCUAAAUCCUACAGAAAACAGAAACGCCUUGAAUGAGGCGAUGCAAGCUAGAAUACCUACAAUCGGGAUCAUCGACACGGAUUCUGAACCGUCGCUAUUCACGUAUCCUAUUCCAGGUAACGACGAUUCACUUCGGUCUGUUAAUCUACUUUUGAGCGUGUUGGCCAAGGCCGGUCAAAUAGGGCUUCAAGCGCGGCUCUCGAAAACAGUUUCCCAGUGA
Lachancea meyersii CBS 8951 is the source of this 1224-nucleotide messenger RNA. NCBI's taxonomy places the organism in Eukaryota, Fungi, Ascomycota, Saccharomycetes, Saccharomycetales, Saccharomycetaceae. The record is from the annotation of a GenBank genome assembly.